AUGAAUUCUCGUAUCGUGAAGCAGUAUGAAGAAGCGAUUCGUGCGGUCCGCGCAAAACGCUCAGUUGACCUCAGUGAAUUGCCAUGCCCUCCCGGAUAUCCUCCGCUUCCAUCAGCCACGGCGUCUGCGAACAAAUCACCUGCAGGUCCUGAUGGUAUGUGA
Molecule: messenger RNA, 162 nt
Organism: Anisakis simplex (herring worm)
Lineage: Eukaryota; Metazoa; Nematoda; Chromadorea; Rhabditida; Anisakidae
Source: the annotation of a GenBank genome assembly